UACAGUCCUACUAAUAAUCUCAACGUUAAUAAACCCCAAAAAUAAUUAAAGUUGUUGAUCUGAUUGGUGUUGUUCGAGCUUCUACUCAUUCUUAAUCAUUGAACUGUUACUCACCCAGCAAUCAGUUCUUCCGCAUUCUGUAGCUCCAAUAUCCCUCGGAAGAAUCGAGAAUCUUCUCUCUCUCUCUCAUCGGACGGCGGCGGAGAAAAUGGAGAACACCGACGUGUUCUUGGGGCUCCACGAUUUCCUGGAGCGCAUGCGUCAACCCUCCGCCGCCGAUUUCGUCAAGUCCAUCAAGAGUUUUAUAGUGUCGUUUUCGAACAAUGCACCUGAUCCGGAAAGGGACAGCAAUGCCGUACAGGAGUUCCUGGCGAAGAUGGAAGCCGAUUUUAGGGCUCACCCGCUCUGGGCUGGUUGCUCCGAGGAGGAGCUUGACAGUGCUGGUGAAGGACUGGAGAAGUAUGUUAUGACAAAGUUAUUUACUCGUGUAUUUGCUUCACUUCCAGAUGAUGUAAAGCAUGAUGAAGAGUUAUCUGAGAAGAUGGCUUUGAUUCAACAAUUCAUUCGACCAGAAAAUUUGGAUAUCAAGCCAAAUUUUCAAAAUGAGACGUCGUGGCUGCUCGCACAGAAAGAGCUGCAGAAGAUCAAUAUGUACAAGGCACCGAGAGAUAAGCUUGUGUGUAUCCUUAAUUGCUGCAAGGUUAUUAGUAACUUGCUGCUUAAUGCUUCUAUUGCUUCAAACGAGAAUCCCCCUGGAGCUGACGAAUUUCUUCCUGUCCUAAUUUAUGUCACUAUAAAGGCAAAUCCUCCGCAGCUGCACUCAAAUUUGUUGUAUAUAGAGAGGUAUAGACGGCAGUCCCGAUUAGUUUCAGAAGCAGCCUACUUUUUCACCAACAUGCAGUCAGUCGAAUCCUUUAUCUCAAACAUCGAUGCAAAAGCCCUUUCAGUGGAUGAAGCAGAGUUUGAAAGGAACAUGGAAACCGCUCGAACGCUGCUCUCUGGGCUUUCAGAUUAUUCAAAUAGUCAGUCUAAUCAAACAGAUCAACGCAUACCCAGAUCAGAGUUUAAGGAACCCAAACAGCAAGCUUCGAAUGUUGGCAAAGAUUCUGCAUUGCGUCCGAAAUCAAGAGUGGAGACACCUUAUGCAAAGGAUCAGUCGUCGUUUUCAAAAAUACCAUCCCUCUCAGAUUUGGAGAAUAAGGGAGCAGGGCUGCUUUUAAAGGAGGACCAGGUAAGCAAAGCAUUUCAGGAGUAUCCGUACUUAUUUGCCAAUGUUGGUGACCUGACCAUCAAUGACGUCGAAGAUCUGCUUAAUAACUACAAACAGCUCGUUUUCAAAUACGUUAGUCUUUCAAAAGGGUUGGGCUGCGCUUCUCCAGCUCUUCCUUUAUUAAGUUCGCAAACUCUAGUCCAUCAGCAGACUGAAACCAUUAGCAAACAGGAAGAGAGAAAAGCAAUAGAUCCUACUAACGAGUCAAUGAUAGAUGCUGAUGGUGUAGAUGUUAGCUCAUAUUCACUUUUCGAGGUGGAAAGUUUAGAAUCCAAAUUGUCACAAGACGAGGCAGUAGCAGCACAGGGUGGUAAAUUUGAGGAAACUACGCAAUCAUAGGCUCCUUCAAACUCAUACUGCCAUUUCUCUAAGGAAAUGGAUCCUGCCGGAGCUGUUUCUUCCCCCGUCCAUCGAGGUUUUGGAUCAAUGCGAGCAAAAUUUCAGCUGUUUGAUCUCCAUAUCACACUAGUACACUGAAAACUUUUGAUAGAAAUGAGAAACAAAGAACUGGCUGGCUAGGUAAUACCUCGAAUAGUAUCUCUCUCAGCAAAACCGGCAUUCGAGGGUUGGAACGUGUGUUCUUUAGAAAUUUUCCCCAGCUACACGUAUCUUUUCUUCAUCAAGUGAUGGAAAGUGUGUUCUUUAGAAAUUUUCUUCCUCGUUUUACUGUCAUUUUGAGAAACUAAAAUCUUGUACCUUUUUAUUGUAGCAAUAAUCAUAAUAGAUUUUAUCUGCCAGAAAAUCGGACGGCCAAAGUAAUUUGUACUUUUUAUGAUUAAGAUUUAGUCUAAUGGGUUUUGACAAUGAAUUGGUGUAAACUUCAAAGAUGUAUGCGCGUUGGAUUUGCUUUCCCUUGAAAGGGUUUCAUUGAACAGUGU
Molecule: messenger RNA, 2148 nt
Organism: Morus notabilis
Lineage: Eukaryota; Viridiplantae; Streptophyta; Magnoliopsida; Rosales; Moraceae
Product: vacuolar protein sorting-associated protein 9A
Exons: 5
Coding region: 209-1609 (466 amino acids)
Biological process (GO): vesicle-mediated transport
Cellular component (GO): endocytic vesicle; cytosol
Molecular function (GO): guanyl-nucleotide exchange factor activity; small GTPase binding
Source: RefSeq, a predicted model, not a curated record